Protopolystoma xenopodis is the source of this 903-nucleotide messenger RNA. NCBI's taxonomy places the organism in Eukaryota, Metazoa, Platyhelminthes, Monogenea, Polystomatidea, Polystomatidae. The record is from the annotation of a GenBank genome assembly.
UUGGUUAUUCCGGGAGCAUCUUGGUUUCAUUUUUCGCUCAUCUUUUAUGUUCUCCCAUGUUACCUCCAGAUAACCGGAGCCUGCUUUAUCCUUUUCUAUGCUGUGCCAAGUGACACACUUCUCAUAGAUACAGCUGGCCCAUCUGCACCAAUUACCCCUUGUCUCUUUGCCUCGAGUUCUCUCCCUGGCCAACCAUCUGGUGAUUCAUACUUACCCACAUUUAGUAUUGUCGAGGAUGGACUCGUUGUUCAGAUGACUCCUGGUCAGUUGCAUCAGCUAGUGGAUAACUUAGCUGCGGGAUUACCUUACUUUUUGCCAGAUCGCACCAUUUGCACAUCAAAAGUUACAUCUCUGAAUUGUUCUGAAAAGCCACAAUCGAAAUUGCCAACAGCGAUGGCUGCUGUAGAAACGCAUGUAUCUGGUUGUUCUCUUAAUAAUGAACAACUGAAGGGACGGCUGAAAAGUAUGGCCAACGCAGCCAGUGCCCUGCGCUUGGGACUACGCUUGCCUCAGCCGACUGUCAGACCUAUUUGUUCUCCGCCACUUGACAAUUCUGGCCAAUCGCCACAAUCCCUCCAUCGGCCUCAGUCUAUAUUAUCUUCAUCAUCUCAUCAGCCGUUACCAACUGGAGAAACAACCGCGAGUCUGUGUAGGCUGCGCGUCGUCUGGCUAACAGGGACAGAUGAAUCAGAAGGUGAAACCGAGGUAGGACCAGGCUGGGAGGAAGAUUUUUGCAAUCCGGGCUCACCCAGACCGCGCUGCCUGGUGCCACAAGCCUUGAUGAACUUUUUUGUAGUAUUUCCAAAAAGUCUUGAUAAUUUAUUUAAUCAAUUUUACUUUAAAAAAAUUUCAAAACGCUAUGAACUCAUUGCUUCUCAUAAAUUACCACUGGCGUUCGCCUGA